UGUUUAGCAUCAUUUCUUCUAUAAAUCAUGCCCUUUCAAUGCAAAAACAAAUUACCCCAACAUUAUCAUUCCAUACUCUUUCUCUCUGAAUUCCUCUCCCUUCACCUAAAAGCCUAAAACUCUGAUCAUGUUUAAGAUGGAAUAUAGUGAUCAAGCAACUCCUGCUACUACAACUACCACUACCACCACAUUUUCUCCACAAUCACUUUCUCCUAAUUCUUCGCCUUCUCCUCCUUCUCCUACGCUAACUCCACCGGUUGUUAUUAGUCCUUGUGCCGCUUGCAAGAUUUUGAGGAGAAGGUGUGCUGAUAAAUGUGUGUUGGCACCUUAUUUUCCUCCUACGGAACCAGCCAAGUUCACCAUUGCUCAUCGUGUGUUCGGUGCUAGCAACAUAAUCAAGUUCUUGCAGGAACUUCCAGAGUCUCAAAGGGCUGAUGCGGUAAGCAGCAUGGUGUAUGAGGCCAGUGCAAGAAUCCGAGACCCCGUUUACGGGUGUGCAGGGGCGAUUUGCCAGCUGCAAAAGCAAGUUAAUGAGCUGCAAGCACAAUUAGCCAAAGCUCAAGCUGAAGUCAUCAACAUGCAGUUGCAGCAAGCAAACCUUGCAGCUUUACUUUGCAUGGAGGUGGCACAGUCUCCUCAACCAAAUUCCCAGCAAUCCGUCGACACUUUCAUCAGCAGCCCCCAAAGCUACCACAGCAACCCGAGCUUCAUGGAAGACAACAACUUAGGAUCAUUAUGGGAGACUCUGUGGACAUGAUUGAUGCUUAAAUAUUUAUCACUCCUUUGAGAAACUAAGAUCUAGCUAAGCUCCAAAGAAGGAGAAGUUGAAGGACAUUAGAUUAAUAAAUAUUUAACAUAAUCAGUAGAAAUAGGUUAUAAUGUGAACAAAUACAUGGUGGAAAUGUAAACUUAAGAUCUAAUUACUUUGUUAAAGCUGGACGAAGCAUACAGGUCUUUUUCCUCCAUGUAAUUUGCCAUGUUUGGAGAGAAAGAGAAAUAUUUACUCCAAUUUUUCUAAAGUUUGUUUCUGUGCCGAUUAUUGAAAUUUUAACAAAUUUUAGGUCACCUACUAUGAUUACUUAAAAUUGAUGUUCCAUUAAUUCCUUGUCAAACUAGCUUUUGACCAUCUCUUUCGUUUAGCAAUUUUCACUACACCCGCCAUGUAUGAGGAUUAUUAUUUUUGCAAUCUUAUGGUACAAAUGAAACAUGAGCAAGUCUUCAUCUG
Molecule: messenger RNA, 1225 nt
Organism: Durio zibethinus
Lineage: Eukaryota; Viridiplantae; Streptophyta; Magnoliopsida; Malvales; Malvaceae
Product: LOB domain-containing protein 1-like
Source: RefSeq, a predicted model, not a curated record